AUGGAUGUGAUGGAGAACGAUGGAGAUUCUGAGAGCAUUUACAUGAACGUGGAGGAUGCUGAGAAGAUUUCUUGUCAAAGUGAAAUCUAUAACAACAUCCUGCUGAGCACAACCAAUGGGAAUUUAGGUUCUGCAGGUGCUGGUGAGAGGAGAAAGGUGAACCUCAGUAACAUGGCUGCAGUGUGUCUGGGGUUCCUGUGUGUUCUCCUGCUGGCUGUAAUCACUGUGCUGUGUAUAAAGCACAACAACGAGAUGCUUCAAAUGCAGAGCAGCAAUGACAACAUGACCACAGAAAGAGACAGGUUAUUAAACAGUAAUAAUAACAUGACUGUAGAGAGAGACAGGUUACAGAGCAGUUACAAUGCUCUGAGAUCUGAGAGGGAUGCAUUGCAGAAUAAACUUACUACAAAAGUUUGUUGUCCUGUUGGAUGGAUGUGGUUCUCCACAAGCUGUUACCUCGUCUUCUCCAUUACAAACACCUGGGAACAGAGCAGACAGAACUGCAGAAAUGCAGGAGCAGAUCUGGUGAUCAUCAACAGCAGAGAAGAACAGGAAUUUGUUUCUGGACUUGGAAAGAAUGUAUGGAUUGGACUGACAGAUUAUUAUAGAGAAGGACAGUGGACGUGGGUGGAUAACACACCUGUGGGAACUGGAUACUGGGGGACCAAUGAGCCAAAUAAUGGCGGCCAUCGCCUAUCUGAUGAGGACUGCGCUCAGGUUGUCAUCACCAAUCCAGUAACAUCCAUCUGGAAUGAUAUUCAUUGCAAUAAUUACUUUUAUUAUUUAUGUGAAAAAGAGAUUCAGUGCAGCAUUCAAUAA
Messenger RNA from Clarias gariepinus (North African catfish), 819 nucleotides. RefSeq names its product CD209 antigen-like protein A. Gene Ontology annotation, molecular function: signaling receptor activity. Lineage: Eukaryota; Metazoa; Chordata; Actinopteri; Siluriformes; Clariidae. The transcript is spliced from 5 exons. The record is from RefSeq and is a predicted model, not a curated record. The coding region runs from base 1 to 819 and encodes 272 amino acids.